GUUUGCUCCUGACGUCACCGCUUUCGUCCCAACACGGAAAUGUGGAAUAGUGGCACGAACCGUUGCGUUGCUAUUGUUAUGGGUCUGAAACGGUACUUGUAGCUUGGAUUUCACCGUGUUUGUUAACUGUCCGCGCUGCUUCCGCGAUGUUAAACGGCCGGUGCUAACUUUUUCUGACAGACCAGCCCGUGCUAGAAAUGGAGAGAGAGUUCGACCUCUGUUUUUAGUUCAAUAGCUUUUAGUCCUCCGUUUGUUCAGGGCCAUGAAAGAAAGUGUUUCGGGGGUCAUAGGGGCUCUGGGACGCCUGCUGCUGUCUCUUCUCCUACUGUCCUGGGAAGGCAAACUAUUUCAGGUUGGAGGGGUCAGAUCCGUAACGCUCCCAGAAUCCCUCCUGUUUGUCUCAACACUGGAUGGGAGUCUGCAUGCUGUCUCCAAACAGUCAGGAGACAUCAAGUGGACCCUAAGAGAAGACCCUAUUAUUCAAGUACCUGUCUACCUCACAGAGCCGGGUUUUCUCCCAGAUCCCAACGAUGGCAGCUUGUAUGUCCUGGGUGGCAAGCACAAGGAAGGCCUGAUGAAACUUCCCUUCACCAUCCCAGAGCUGGUUCAGUCAGCUCCCUGCAGGAGUUCUGAUGGUAUUCUCUAUACAGGUAAAAAGCAGGAUGUGUGGUUCGUGGUGGAUCCUGAAACGGGUGAGAAGCAAACCAGUUUAACCACCUCCUCCUCAGAAUCCAUUUGUCCCAAUACUCCUCUGCUCUACAUUGGACGCACAGAAUACAUGGUCACCAUGUUUGACACGAAGACACAGGAGCUGCGGUGGAACGCUACAUACAAUGAUUACUCAGCUCCACCUUAUGAUGAGAAACAAGACUACAAGAUGGCCCAUCUUGUGUCGAGUGGCGAUGGUCUUGUUGUGACGGUUGACAGAGAGUCAGGUGACGUCUUGUGGACUCAAAACUAUGGCUCGCCUGUCGUUGGUGUCUACCUGUACUCUGGCGACUCACUAAGACACGCCCCCCACCUGUCCCUCGCUAUGGAAACGCUACGCUUUCUCACCUUCUCCUCUGCCAACGACCAGGCAGAUGCACACUCUACAUUGAAAUGGAGCUAUCAGUUUGUGAAGGAGCAAGCCAGCGCUCAGACACAACUUGUACCCACUCUCUAUGUUGGAAAAUUAGACUCCCACCUGUAUGCCUCCACCUCCCUUGUCCACCAUGGAAUCUCAUUAGUGCCUCGGGGACUGACCUUGGCUCGAAUUGAGGGUCCACUGACGGCUGGAGUGACGGUCAGAGAGCGAGGGGAGUGUGAGAUCACACCGUCCACUGAUGUGCGUUAUCCACCAGGGAGCACAAACAGCCGGAAAAACCACUGGCUGCUAAUAGGUCAUCAUGAGCUCCCUCCAGUAGCUCACACCACCAUGCUGAGGGAUUUCCCUGUCAACCUGCAGCGUUCGGGUGAGGCAAUCCCCCCUCGACCUUCUGCCACCCCUGUCUCUCCUGCCUCGUUCUACCACCAGCGCUACUUCCAGACAGUUGUUGGUAGCCAUAGCGACACCAAUGCUAAUAGUGGAGGGACUGAUGGGAGGACAUCAGGACAGGCCCAGAGACCGGCCACUGUGCUUCCUGUCUAUAUGACUGAGGAUCGUCUUACUCUGGCUGUUCUGACGCUGCUGCUGGGAGGAUGGCUGGCCUUCGUGCUCACACACCCCAUUCGUGCGGCACAGCAGCUGAAAGCUCAAAGGCAGCUGGAGGAGGCUUUUGAGUCUCGUUUCCAGUGCAUGCAGACCAACAUGCAGACCAGCAUGCAGCCCAACAUGCAGCCAGUGACCUUGGUUUCUUUAGAGACAACCCCUUCUACUGAUAUAAACCUUUCUAGUGACUCUCAGCCUGAAUCUUCUGACCCUCCACUGAGUCCUCACACUCACAGCAGCAGCACCUCAGAUGUUGAUAAAAAUGGCACUACUGGGCUCAAACCCAAAGCAGGAAACAGUGACGAGGUGCAGGUGGGAAAAAUCUCCUUCAGUCCAUCUGAGGUGCUGGGACACGGCACAGCGGGAACCUUUCUUUUCAGGGGUAACUUUGAUGGACGCCAAGUAGCGGUGAAGCGAAUCCUGCCGGAGUGUUUUGAGGUAGCAGAGCGUGAGGUACAGCUCCUCCGAGAGUCUGACACACACCCGAAUGUCAUCAGAUAUUUCUGCACAGAGAGAGAUCACCUCUUCACCUACAUCGCCAUCGAGCUGUGUGCUGCAACCCUGCAGCAGUAUGUGGAGGAUCCAUCUUGCUUUCCUGAGUUGAAUCCUAUAACUCUGCUGGAACAGACCAUGUGUGGCCUUUCACACCUCCACUCACUCAACAUAGUUCAUCGUGACCUGAAGCCUAGAAACAUCCUCCUCUCUGGUCCCAGUGCGCUGGGUCAGGUCCGAGCUCUAAUCUCUGACUUUGGGCUCUGUAAGAAGAUCCCAGAUGGUCGGACCAGCUUCUCUUUGCGGUCAGGAAUACCAGGAACUGAAGGGUGGAUAGCUCCAGAAGUGCUGCGGGAAACUUCUAUCAAAAAACCGACAGCGGCAGUGGACGUGUUCUCAGCAGGCUGUGUGUUCUACUACGUGGUCAGCAAGGGGCAGCACCCUUUUGGUGAUGCAUUAAGACGACAGAUCAACAUCCUCGCAGGAGAAUAUUCACUCUCGCAUUUUAUGGAGGAUCUACACAAUGACGUCAUAGCACAGGACCUGAUUGAGCAAAUGAUCAGCGCUGAGCCGGAGUCCCGCCCCUCCACCACCUGUGUGCUCAAACAUCCGUUCUUCUGGCACCCCGAGAAGCAGCUGCUCUUUUUCCAGGACGUGAGUGACCGCAUAGAGAAGGAACCAGCAGACAGCCCGAUUGUGGUCAGACUGGAGACUGCAGGAAGAGCAGUGGUUCGAACCAACUGGAGGAUGCACAUAUCUGUGCCUCUACAGACAGACUUGAGGCGGUUCAGGACAUACAAAGGAAAUUCAGUCAGAGAUCUUCUGAGAGCCAUGAGGAACAAGAAGCAUCACUACCACGAGUUGCCACCUGAGGUGCAGGAGACUCUCGGCGAGCUGCCCGAAGGCUUCGUCAGCUACUUCACCUCACGGUUUCCACGGUUACUGUUGCACACGCACGCCGCUCUGCACAUCUGCAGCCAUGAGAGACUGUUUCACCCCUACUAUCUGCCUCCCAGCUGCAAAUAGCUCCACAUGACUCUGCACCCUCCACUUUGUACACACAACCACACAUACAGAUAUUGUUGUACUUUUUUAUGAGUUAAAGAAAUCCCUGACAGCGCCCCAUUAUUGCUUUUGUAAAGCCCAUAUGGUUUCUGGGGGAGACUACAGUGCUGUGAAAAAGUUUUUAUAUGCCUUGAGUUGUUUUUUUAGAUUAAAUUGAUUUUUCCGCAGCUAUUGAUCAAUAAAUGCUUUUAAAAUUAUAUUAGAAGGCACUCUGAGUGCAGACCUCCACAAAAAUGGCAAACAUUUUUUAUAUUAAUAAUAAAAAUGUUUAAGCAUUUUUUUUUAGUGUGUGACGCCAACAGAAUACACAUAAUGAAAGAUUCAACGUCUUUCCCUCAAAACAACUCAGGGAAAAAGGCUUUCUGUGAAUUUGAUAAAGUUCUCCAAAAUGUUCAACACAUUAGGUGAUUCUUUCUUUUACUGGAGUGACACCUGAUUUUGUUUUGGUGGAAACAAACGCAUUGCUCUUCUUGAAUGAAGAGAUCUGGAGAACACAGUUAUAGGAAGAGAUUUUUAAUAAGGUGCUGUGUGUGCUCUGAGUUGGCUGAUGUGUGGAGAUUCCUUCAUCCUUAUUCUAUAUUUCAGUACUUUUUUGUUUUGUAUUUUGAGGCAGAACUACAAACUAAAAUUCAUUCUAGGAGAUGUAUGUCAGUGUCUUCUCAAGUGCAGUAGUUUGUUGGAAUAAAGCAAAAAUGUUCCAUAAUGGCUGAGAAUGCUUUAAAACAAAUCACGUGUUCCUCGGCCUAUUUCACCAGAUUUCAUUGAAAUAUGUUUACAAUUUUGAGAUGUCCUGCAAACAAACAGAGCGAAACUAUAACCUUUUUGAGUAACAGUUACCUUUACUGGAUAAUUAAUAGUAUAGAAACAGACAGGAGACAAGGGGAGAGAGGCAGGUAUGACACCCAACAAAGAUUAGGAUAAUUCAGACUUUUAGCCAUUACAACCUCAUAACAGAUCUAAAUGGAACCAUGUUGGACUUCAGGGCGAUGUGGUUAACAUGAGCAUAUUGUGGAUGGUGAUGUGCACCCAGUAAUAGCUCUAGAGUCCAGAUUAAACAGUAUGCGAGGUGCUCAAACUUUGUCACAGCACUGUAGAUAACGCAGACUCUGGACAACAGGUUUCAUAAAAAGUGUUAGACUGCAUCUUCUACGAGAAGUCUUUGCUAGCCAUUUAACCAGUUAGUUAAAUUGUCCACUUCACCCACGCCAAACCCCACCCUGUCACUGUUGCUGCUGUGCUUCUCUCAGCUCCUCUGUAGAAAGUGCCAAUAUUUACUUUGUUCGUUAUUUUGUAAUUUUUGUGUGUGUGUGUGUGUGUAUGUGUGUGUGUUACUGCAUUGCUGAAAAUAGCUACACUGACUGAAGAAUGUACUGAGCCUUGUUUUUCUCUAAAGACAGUACGUGGAGCAUAUUAGUCAAAUGUCAUUGCCACUGUUAAGAUGUGGGCAAUAUGCAUAUGCUGUGAAAGUCUGAUUUAUCAUCAGUGUGUGCAGGCAAUAAUGUGGAAUCAUGGAAACUAACUUACCCAUUUCAUUUGAAUUGAUUCAUUUUGUUAACCCAAUUUUAAUAGGAAUAUAUAUCUCACCACUCCUGAAUGUUGGUUUUGCGUUGAGUUUUGUGCUCACCCAGCCACUAAAUGCUCUGAAAGCGAGCUCUCUCCCUGUACCUAUAGGAUGAUGGUUUGUUAGAAUGAAAGUUGAAGAAUCUGACUUUUGUGCUUUCUUUUGAAUGAGUGAAUUAAAUUGAAGCUUUGGUUGUGCCAAAGAAUUAAGUACCUCAA
Messenger RNA from Micropterus salmoides (largemouth bass), 5026 nucleotides. Its product is annotated as serine/threonine-protein kinase/endoribonuclease IRE1-like. The record is from RefSeq and is a predicted model, not a curated record. Gene Ontology annotation, biological process: intrinsic apoptotic signaling pathway in response to endoplasmic reticulum stress; IRE1-mediated unfolded protein response; protein phosphorylation. NCBI's taxonomy places the organism in Eukaryota, Metazoa, Chordata, Actinopteri, Centrarchiformes, Centrarchidae. Gene Ontology annotation, molecular function: RNA endonuclease activity; ATP binding; protein serine/threonine kinase activity. Gene Ontology annotation, cellular component: IRE1-TRAF2-ASK1 complex. The transcript is spliced from 24 exons. Bases 263 to 3208 code for a protein of 981 amino acids.